AAAUAUCGACUGAACACCCAAUGUCUGUAAAACCUCCGACAGGGACGAGAGGAGGUAGACACGGACUUCUCAUGGUGUAUACUGUAUACGAGGUUCUUCUCAUCACCCCAUCACCAAUCUCUCCGAAGAAGAACAACCCACAAGUUAAAGAUACUGAAUUUGGGGUAAUCAACUGUUUCUUGAGGGCACGGAGGGAGAGAUACAUAUACAGUGAUGAAGCAAAGGGAGCUGGCGGGGCUGCUCUGCUUCACCUGGGUGGUGACUCUUCUCUACGGGGAGAUGUUUGCUUUCUGGGUCCCUUACCUCUGGUCCUGUUCUUGGCCUCAUCACCAUCACCAGUCGUCGGGAUCCGAGAUGGUUGAGGCAGGAAAACAGAAUGAUUAUGCCAAAAUUGCUGUUCUUGCAGAUCCACAGCUUAUGGACAGAACAUCAAUUGGUCUUGCUCCAACAUCGCCUGCACUCAAGGCAGCACAGUUUUAUACUGACCUGCACAUGCGAAGAGCAUACUUGGGUUCCAUACUCCCUUUCAAGCCUGAUGCAGUUAUAUUUCUGGGUGAUUAUUUUGAUGGCGGGCCCUUCUUGUCGGAUGAAGAAUGGAAGGACUCUUUACGCCGUCUUAAGCAUAUCUUCGAUCUCAAAGAUCAAGGAACGCAUGCAGAUUUUUCAGUCUAUUACAUCCCAGGGAACCAUGACAUUGGCUAUGCAAUCCUUCACCCGCAUAAGCCGCAGGUCAUCAGCCGUUACGAGAGUGAAUUUGGGGCAAGGAACCACAAGUUCACAGUCGGGAAAGUAGACUUUAUUGCCGUUGAUGCCCAAAGUCUAGAUGCAUAUCCACUAAAAAGUCAGUCUUCCUUAUCAUGGGGUUUCGUCAAAAAUGUUUCCUCUGAUUCAAAUUCAAACCCACGGGUUUUGUUAACCCAUAUUCCAUUAUACCGCCCGGAUUGGACUAAUUGUGGGCCCCACCGUAAAUCUCCAAUCAUCAAUCAGAGGUUCCGAAGAGCGAUUCAAGAUCAAGGCAUACUGUAUCAAAACUACGUCACUGAGGAAUCGUCGAAUGAUUUGCUGGAUUUGAUCAAACCUGUGCUUGUUUUAUCAGGUCAUGAUCAUGAUCAAUGUGCUGUGAAGCACGAGUCCAAGCUUGGAACUGUUGAGGAGAUCACUCUAGGAACGAUAAGCUGGCAGAUGGGGAACUUAUUCCCGUCUUUCAUGCUAAUGUCCGUACGAAACUUCUCUGAAUCGGAUCCAAAUUUGGCGAGUCCUCAAGAAGCGGUUUUGACUCAGCUUUGCUUUCUUCCUACGCAAACAUACAUCUACAUAUGGUAUCUUGCUCUGUUCGUUGUGACUCUAUUUAGCCUCCUAUUUUUGCCUACGAACAACAAGAGUCUGUGGCAACAGGUAGUUGCAGUUCUCAGCAAUUGCAAACAAAUACUGAGUUCAAACUUUUUUGGAGAGGGACGGAAAGAGAAAACUGAUGAUGAAGAUUGUGAGUAUGAGAUGAUUUGGGAUGCAGAAGGAUCCAUGCACCUCGUGAAGAAAAGUUCCAAUCGCCCUCAAGCACGUUCAACUGAUAAGGAUUCAGUAGAAAGGGGUGGAGCUCUUAUACGGCCCACGGCUAGAAAACUCAAUCAGGAAGCAGAGACCUCUACAAACUUGGACAUAAGCAUUGAAGGUGGCUUCGAUCCAACCGCAAAGAUUACACCCAAACCGAACAGAUCGAUAAGCUCGAUCGUGAUUCAGAGACUGAUCCGUACAUUACGAAUGCUUACUUUCAUUGCUGCGGUGAAUGUCCCUCUGUACGUGAUGCUGCUGUUCAAGGAUUGGAAUGAUCAGUAAUGCAGAAUAUAACCAGUGAGGACGUCUUGUGUUCCUACCAGCAUUGCUUGGGAUCAAUUCUGAUGCUGAUGAGGCAAGAACACGGUAAACUGAGGAUUGAGAAAUCCCCGUUGUACUUUCUGCUGUCCAUGCGGUUCUGCAAGUGUCCCGGUGCAGCUCGGGGGCAGUUAUACACGUUAUGCUCAGCACAAUUUUGUUGUGUUAUGCUCUUACACAACAAUUCGUGUAACAUCUGCUCUAAGUGCAUUGAACAACUGCAGAGCAAAUUUCUCCGAAGCUUUACCCAUUUCCAGUUAAUGAGAAACUCGAGAGUGGAUGUUUCGGAACUCGUUUCGGGAUUAACAAUGUGUUAGUCUUGUCGGGCUCCGAUCUUGGCUCACUCCUUUUCUUUACA
Molecule: messenger RNA, 2227 nt
Organism: Punica granatum (pomegranate)
Lineage: Eukaryota; Viridiplantae; Streptophyta; Magnoliopsida; Myrtales; Lythraceae
Source: RefSeq, a predicted model, not a curated record